AUGAAUAGUCCAAGAACCAAUGAUAAGCCCAAGAAGUCUAAAAGAGUUAGUGAAUAUAAAAGAUACCAAAAAAGGUAUUAUUUCAUCACUAACAAAAAAGAUUAUUUUGAUAUAAUAUCUUAUAUUUUAAAUACUUAUAAAUAUAGAGCUUUUAUUGGAUUUCGAAUGCAUAAAGAUGAUAAAGACACUGUUAGAAUCUUUAUCUGGUUUUAUAAUAAUGUUACAUUAAGAUAUUAUAAAAUCAAAGACUAUUAUGAUAUACCUAAGGGAAUGUCAAAUAGAGAUAUUCUCAAAGAAAUAUAUUCUGAAAAGAUAUUAUUCAAGGAUGGAAUACUUCCUCAAAGAUAA
Molecule: messenger RNA, 348 nt
Organism: Entamoeba histolytica HM-1:IMSS
Lineage: Eukaryota; Evosea; Mastigamoebida; Endamoebidae
Exons: 1
Coding region: 1-348 (115 amino acids)
Source: RefSeq, a predicted model, not a curated record